Molecule: messenger RNA, 1652 nt
Organism: Pseudophryne corroboree (corroboree frog)
Lineage: Eukaryota; Metazoa; Chordata; Amphibia; Anura; Myobatrachidae
Exons: 11
Coding region: 67-996 (309 amino acids)
Source: RefSeq, a predicted model, not a curated record
CUGAAACUGUCAGACGCCAUUAGUUGGAAGGAAGAGAUCGGAGUGACUACCUGGAACUUCUGAACCAUGGCUGUGCUUGCAGAGUCAUUUCCUGUCCAGGAACAAGGAUGUUUCAUAAACAAGCGUAAAAAGGUCAUUGAGUCCUGUGUGUUUCAUAAGUAUGACACCAGGAAACCAUCCCCAACACCGAGAGUUGUGACACGGUCAUUGGAGAAUUCAAAUGGCCCAAAAAUAAGCAAGAGGAGGAAUCAGAAGACAAGGAAGAUAAGCAAAAAGGCAGCUACAGCUACAGCCAGGUGUCAUACUAAGCCAGGUCUGUCAAGGAAAAUCUUCCAUCUGAGUAUAAUCGUUCUGACACAACUGACCGCGCCGAGUCUUGCAUAUCCCGUUUCAGAAUUAAAGCCAUCCGUGAAGGAGGGGCUUGAGAACCAUCGGAAGUCAGAGGACACAACACAUGUUUGUGAAGUCCUGGUGACAGAUUUUCCCAUCAAAAUUAUCAACAAUGACCAGUCUCAAGUUUUCACACAGCCAGUCCUCUGCCCAGAGAAAACUCCAAUGUUUGGGUCCUGCUCUGCCUGCUUCAGGAAUGAAUCGAUACUGAGAAUUUUCUAUGGCAAAGAAGCUGAUGGCGAUUUGUUUGUAGAGCAUGGGCGGGGGAGGACACCCAGUACACAUGUUGCUAUAAGUUCCACAGUGUGUAAGUCGUCCAUGGAGGAUCAGACUGAAGAGUCAAUGCCACAGCGUGGAAUUUUGCUGCGCAAUGUAAACAUAGAAGGGAAGAAAUUGUCCGUGGAGGACAGGAAUAAAACAAACACACAGAAGUGGAAUGGGGUCAGCAAAGCUGCAGGCAGUACAGAGAUAUACUGGCUGAGGAUGUUUGGCUGUCUCUUACUCCCGAUUUCUUUGCUGGCCUGUUUGAGUUUUGUCUACGUAAGUCUAAGGGAGUUGAGAUUAACAUUCCAGCGCUGUAGUGAAACGCCCGCUUACCAGCUCUGAAGAUUCUGGUCACCAAAAAUGUCUUCUCCAUAAUUAUCUCAUCCGGGGUCAUUAUGCCAGUUAUUUGCUUGAGCUUUUGUCUUUACUUUGCAUGCAGCUUUCCAUUUAAAGCCCAGAACUUUUCUGGACCACAUCUGAAGCAUAUAGCACCUUAUUUAGUAUUUACAGCCAUAUUAUGACAAGCAGGAUCAUUAUUUUUUUUCUUUUACUGCUACUUUCCGUUGUGCUGAAAAAAAUCCAUUAUCACUAGCAUUUAAAAUCAAUGGCCUCGUGCGCCAACUUUACACUUUGUGGCAGCUGUCUGUACAGUUACAUUUAUAUAUGCACCAACUCACACAGAUCUGAACUUUUUAGUUUCACUAAUGUGGAAAAAAUAAAAUAAAAGCAUGUAAAGAUGGGCAGCAUGGAUGGUGUAAUGGUUAGCAUUACUGCCUCACAGCCCUGAGGUCUUGAGUUCAAUUCCCACCAUGGUCCAAUAGUGGAGUUUGCAUAUUCUCCCAGUACUUGCGUGGGUUUCUACCGGGUGGUCCGGUUUCCUCCCACAAUCCAAAAAUAUACUGGUAGGUUAAUUGGCUCCUGACAAAAUGAACCCUAGCUUGAAUGUGUAUUUGUGUACACGUGAUAAGGAAUAUAGGGGCAGAUGUAUUAACCUGGAG